AUGUCCGAGCCUAUUCGCAACAAGAAGCUCGACAACAUCACGGCUCCUACGCCGCAGAACACGCCCGCAAAUGCCGCUCCCAUAUCAUCGCGUGCACAGCAGCCCGGUGUGACCAGCAUCAAGGAGGCAAAUCCCGCCCUGGUUUCCAUGAUGCAGGCCAAACUAGGAAGCCUGGUUGGCCGCUCGAGCGGAUACAUCGAAUCGCUGCCCGCCUCCGUCCGCCGUCGCGUUGCCGGCCUGAAGGGUAUCCAGAAGGAGCACUCCAAGCUCGAAGCCGAGUUCCAGGAAGAGGUUCUGCAGCUGGAGAAGAAGUACUUCGCCAAGUUCUCUCCCCUCUAUGAGACGCGUGCCAAGAUUGUCAACGGAGCUACCGAGCCCACCGAAGAGCAGGUCAAGGUGGGUGAGCAGAAGGAUGAAGAGGAGGAGGAGGAGGAGCAGAGCGCCGAGCAGGAAGUCAACAAGGACGAGGGCGCCGAUAUCAAGGGCAUUCCCGAGUUCUGGUUGAGCGCCAUGAAGAACCACCCCUCUGUUGCCGAGAUGAUCACCGACCGAGACGAGGGCGCCCUGAAGCACCUGACCGAUAUCCGCAUGGAGUAUCUCGACAGACCUGGAUUCCGCCUCAUCUUCGAGUUUGAGGAGAACGAGUACUUUGAGAACAAGACUCUGAGCAAGACGUACUACUACCAGGAGGAGAACGGCUACGGCGGCGACUUCAUCUAUGACCACGCCGAGGGUGAGAAGAUCAACUGGAAGCCCAGCAAGGACCUGACCGUCAAGAUCGAGAGCAAGAAGCAGCGCAACAAGACCACCAAGCAGACCCGUGUCGUCAAAAAGACGGUCCCUGUUGAGUCCUUCUUCAACUUCUUCGACCCGCCCAAGCCCCCCACGGAGGACGACGAGGAUGCUGAUCCCGAGAUUGAGGAUCGCCUUGAGCUCGACUACCAGCUCGGUGAGGACAUCAAGGAGAAGAUCAUCCCCCGAGCCAUCGAUUGGUUCACCGGCGAGGCUCUUCAGUUUGAGAAUAUUGACGACUUUGAGGAGGGCGAUUUCGAGGACGAGGACGAUGAGGAGGAGGAGGACGAACUCAGCGAUGAUCGCGACGAUGACGAGGAUGACUCAGACGAAGACAACGACGGUUCCAAGCCGAAGCAGGAGACUGCGGAGUGCAAGCAGAGCUGA
Messenger RNA from Westerdykella ornata, 1179 nucleotides. Its product is annotated as NAP-domain-containing protein. Gene Ontology annotation, cellular component: nucleus; chromatin. The transcript is spliced from 5 exons. The record is from RefSeq and is a predicted model, not a curated record. Bases 1 to 1179 code for a protein of 392 amino acids. NCBI's taxonomy places the organism in Eukaryota, Fungi, Ascomycota, Dothideomycetes, Pleosporales, Sporormiaceae. Gene Ontology annotation, biological process: nucleosome assembly. Gene Ontology annotation, molecular function: chromatin binding; histone binding.